Molecule: messenger RNA, 5289 nt
Organism: Cynoglossus semilaevis (tongue sole)
Lineage: Eukaryota; Metazoa; Chordata; Actinopteri; Pleuronectiformes; Cynoglossidae
Gene: rag1
Product: recombination activating 1
Exons: 3
Coding region: 1880-5086 (1068 amino acids)
Biological process (GO): V(D)J recombination; pre-B cell allelic exclusion; adaptive immune response
Cellular component (GO): nucleus; endodeoxyribonuclease complex; DNA recombinase complex
Molecular function (GO): sequence-specific DNA binding; ubiquitin protein ligase activity; double-stranded DNA endonuclease activity
Source: RefSeq, a predicted model, not a curated record
CACAAGCCAUAGUGAAAACUAAAUUAAUGCUGAGGUUAUGGACUGAGUUUCUUUAACUAUAAGUGGACGGACAAAUAAAUAUGCCUUAUAACAUUUUAUUAUUUUUGAUACACUUUAAACCAAAUUUCAUUCUGUUUCAUGUAUUUCAUGGUUUUGUUCACCUGUGUUGUUUCUAUAAUUCAGUUACUCUUUAUCUCACCCUAACCAUAUCUGACAUCACUGUAAUAUUUAUGUUGCAUUUAUGUUGAUAAAUCAAUAAAACUAAUCAAAGGUACAUCCGCUCCCGUUAGUAAACACUUUGAUGCUAUCCUGUACAAACAAAAAUCAUUAUUAGCUUCCCCAAGUUGCUAAUUAUCACCCUGAGCUACUCUGAUUAUGGUCAUUGUACAUUUUAAAUGGCACUUCUGAAAAAUGAAAUCUAUUUGACACGUUUGUCCGUGCAGUCCAUUUGUUUUUGUGCCGUGUUCUUGCAGCUUUGAACUUGUGGCCUUUUCAUGACAUUAACAGUACAUCUCUCUCUGUCAGACGGAGGCCGCCUGGGUAAAGUGCGACUACAGAUGGAUGCCAGGCAGGAGAGAUAAAGGUGACAUCAAAGGGUUUCCAGCUGAUGAUCAGUGUGUUGCAGCACAAAGAUGUGUUUCUGUUGGAUUCUGUACACACGUGUGAGCAACCGUGCUUUGGGGUUAACCUUGUUUUCAUUUUUUUGUUCAGAUCAGCUGCGUGUGUGUGUCAGGUGUCAGGAAUUGACUGUUGGGAUCCUGGCAAAGGAGGGGUAUAAAUAUAAGACCAUGGAGAGACAAACAGAGGAAAGCUUGAGGUUAGGAGCCAAAACUUUUGCUGACAGAUGCUGCAGACUCAGACACAUUCAACAUACACAGUCACUGUUGCAUGCAAGCCCUGAGUCCAGGUCUUCCCCUGUGCUCCCAUGCAAAGAGGAGCCCACCCCUAACCCCCAGGGAGCUGACAGCAGCUGAGACUAAAAACAAGGUAAGGGCCCAUCUGACAUACACACAGAGACUCAGCUGCUUGUCUCGCAAGAGAGUUCACAGUGGCAAAAAAAUGAAGAGUUCUACCAGACUUAAGGCUCCCAGGGAAACAUAUAUUGAAAACUAUGAAGGAUGCAUAGAUGGGAGAUACUACAGUGUGUGCACUGCAGGUGUGCCAUGGUAAGAGUCAACAGCUUCUAAGAUUGUUUUCUUUGUUGUCUGAGCUUAUAAUAACAACUUGAUGGAUGACACAAGCUUGGCUAUGGAGUUGUUGUCAUUGAUCCCACUUGUCUCUCAUAAAGUCUUGGCUGUUGAAAUAACAAAUUCUGAAUGAAAUACUAUGUGUUCGGAAUAAUCUUUCAUGAUCUUUAGUCAAGACGAGUCUACUACUAACCUGCUAUUUUGUUUGUUCAAUUUGUCUGUGUGUAUGAUUAACUGGAGCUUCCAGGCAGCAGUCAGUUUGGUCCAUGGUUCUUUAGUUUUUGGUUAUAUUUCUCAAGACAUUAAAAUGACUGAAUGAUUGACAGCCUUGUAGAGAUUAAGUUUCUCUUUUAGCAAACCAAUUGUGUUAAAGGAAGCAUCACUUUUCCCUGCACUGAUGAGAUUGGAUAUGAAAAUGAUGACCAUUUUUGUACUAUAUUGAUUCCACAAUGUCUCAUGCAUUUUACUCAAAAUCCAAAUGUCACCAAAGGCGUGAUAAAGGACACUGUGUGAGGGCUCACUUUUCUCAGUUUAAGCAGGAAUUUCAAGGUGUUCUCUGUUUAAACUUGACAGAAUCACAUAAAGCUGUUGGGAUAGUGACAAUUCUUUAUAAACAAUGGUAAUUAAUUUCCUGCUUUUGUAAGCUAUCAAUCUUACAACUCUCUUCUCUCCAAAAUCCAGGCUGAGUCAAGAUGGAGGAUUGGCUGGAAAGGGAUGGUCCCAGAUCCUCUAUGCCAGCUGAGAUACCCCAUCCACAUUCAGAGUACUCUCAAUGGAAGUUCAAACUGUUUAGAGUAAAGUCCAUGGAGCGGGCUCCCGCGCCCAGCCAGCCGCUGACUGCAAAAGACGCUGUGUUGGGGAGCACGAUGUCUGCAGCUUCUAUUAUACAGUCAGAGAGUGGUGCGGGUCCAGAGAGUGUGAUGAAAUUAUGUUUUGGUGGGAAGAGCAAGGAAAAUGUAGAGAGCACAGGUGAGAGGGUGGAUAGGAAGCUUGAGGAAAUGGACACGCACAUGAACCACCUCAGGUGUCUCUGUCGUCUUUGUGGAACGACCUUGAGGAAGGUUAAUGGACUUGUGCAUGAAGUUCACAGUGAUCUUGACAGCAGAGACAAAGGUGUCCUGCGCAAAAUGGGCUGCAAGUCCACAAGCUGGCCAGAGGUCAUCCUCAAAGUCUUCAAAGUGGACGUGACAGGCGACACAGAAGCUGUCCAUCCUCUCACCUUCUGCCAUCGCUGCUGGAUGGCUGCUAUAAGAGGAGGCGGUGUGUGUAGUUUCUCCAGGAUGAUCGUUCCUGAGUGGGAACCCCACUCUUCGCUCUGUACUCUUUGUUUCCCUAAGAAAUGUUCAUUUCAGCGAACUGGGAGAAAGAGAAGGAGAAGCAUUCCCAGAGUCCAGAGCCUGGCAAAGAGAAGCAGAUGGGAGCAUGUUAAAAGCAUUCCCGUUGGAGAAAGGAAAGUUCUAAGACCUUUUGGAAACAGGCAACACAGUUUUAUUCUCAGGGGCUGGAAAAGACCCAGUAUUCAGAGAGAGCAAUGGUUAAAUAUCUCCCACUGCACGAAAGACCACCUGAGUACUGACCUAAUCAGUGGGAAACUCCCUGUAGACUUCCUAUACUCCUUCACCUGCCUGGUAUGUGCCCACCUGCUCUCUGAUCCACUGCAGCUUCCCUGUGGUCACCUGUUCUGCCGCAGCUGUAUUCAAAAAUACACCUGUGUUGUGGGAUCACACUGUCCGGCCUGCAAGUUGCCCUGUGACCCCAGUGCUCUUAUAUCGCCCGAUAAAGCGUUUUUAUCUGCUCUGUAUUCCCUGCCUCUGCUUUGUCCCAGAGAAGGGUGUGGUGAGCAGGUCAGACUCGAGUCUUUUCACAAACACAUUAAGGACCAUGAUCUGAGGGUAACGGACAAAGAAAUACAGUUAUCAGAAAUCAAUAACAACCUGCUGGCCAGUAAAGGUGGCAGGCCCCGGCAACACUUGCUGUCAUUAACCCGUCGUGCCCAGAAGCACCGGCUGAGAAAUCUGAAAAACCACGUGCGGAUCUUUGCGGACAAAGAGGAGGGCGGUGACCUGAAGUCUGUGUGCAUGACUCUGUUGCUGCUCGCACUCAGAUCUGGGAAUGAACACCGGCAAGCAGAUGAGCUUGAAGCCAUGAUUCAAGGCAGAGGAUUCGGGCUGCACCCUGCAGUGUGCUUGGCCAUUCGAGUGAACACUUUCCUAAGCUGCAGCCAGUAUCACAAGUUGUACCGCACGGUCAAAGCUAUCAGCGGUCGCCAGAUCUUUCAGCCCCUCUACACCCUCCGAGCCGCAGAGAAGGAGCUUCUCCCUGGCUUUCACCAGUUUGAAUGGCAGCCAGCUCUGAAAAAUGUAUCUACAUCUUGCAAUGUGGGCAUUAUUAAUGGGCUUUCUGGGUGGGGUUCUUCAGUAGAUGACUCCCCAAUUGAGACCAUUGCAAGGAGAUUUCGCUACGAUGUGGCACUUGUGUCGGCGUUAAAGGAUCUGGAGGAAGACAUCAUGGAGGGGCUGAGGGAAAAAGGACUGGAAGACAGCGCCUGCACCUCCGGUUUUAACGUUAUGAUCAAAGAAUGUUGUGAUGGCAUGGGGGAUGUCAAUGAGAAGCAUGGGGGAGGACCAGUUGUUCCUGAGAAAGCUGUCCGUUUCUCUUUCACUAUUAUGUCUGUCUCUGUCAUAGCUGAUGAUGAUGAAAAGGAGGCAACGAUCUUCACUGAGCCAAAGCCAAACUCAGAACUGUCCUGCAAGCCCCUGUGCUUAAUUUUUGUAGAUGAGUCAGAUCACGAGACACUCACAGCUCUUCUUGGUCCCAUUGUUGCAGAGCGUAAUGCAAUGAAAAACAGCAGACUCAUCCUAUCCUUGGGCGGCUUGCCCCGCUUUUUCAGCUUUCAAUUCAGAGGCACAGGAUAUGAUGAGAAGAUGGUACGGGAGAUGGAAGGGCUGGAAGCCUCAGGGUCCACAUAUAUCUGUACUCUGUGUGACUCAAGUAGGGCACAGGCAUCUCAGAACAUGGUGCUACAUUCCAUCACUCGCUGUCAUGAAGAGAACCUUGAGCGCUAUGAAAUCUGGAGAACCAACCCCUUUUCUGAAUCUAUAGAAGAACUGCGAGACAGAGUCAAAGGGGUCACAGCCAAACCCUUCAUGGAGACACAGCCAACUCUUGACGCCUUACACUGUGACAUCGGCAAUGCUACUGAGUUCUACAAAAUUUUCCAGGACGAGAUCGGGGAGGUUUACCGUAAGGGCAACCCCAGCCGGGAGGAACGCCACAGCUGGAGGUCAGCUCUGGAUAAACAGCUGAGGAAAAAGAUGAAGCUUAAACCAGUAAUGAGGAUGAAUGGGAACUACGCCCGCAGGCUAAUGACCCUGGAGGCUGUGGAUGCAGUGUGUGAGCUGGUGCCAUCAGAGGAGAGGAGAGAGGCCCUGAGGGAGCUUAUGAGGCUGUACCUCCAGAUGAAGCCUGUGUGGCGGGCUACUUGCCCAGCAAAGGAAUGCCCUGACCAGCUGUGCCGCUACAGCUUCAACUCCCAGCGCUUUGCUGGCAUCCUCUCCACUGCCUUCAAAUAUAGGUAUAAUGGAAAGAUAACCAAUUACCUUCACAAGACUCUGGCACAUGUUCCUGAAAUUGUGGAAAGAGAUGGAUCAAUAGGAGCCUGGGCCAGUGAGGGGAAUGAAUCGGCAAACAAGCUGUUCAGACGUUUUCGGAAGAUGAAUGCACGUCAAUCAAAGAUCUUUGAACUGGAAGAUGUGUUAAAACAUCACUGGCUCUACACCUCAAAGUACCUGCAGAAGUUUAUGGAGGCUCACAAAGACUCGGUCGAAGCUCUGCAGGCCACAAUUGACCCAUUAGAGAAGCUGGAUGAUGACAUGACUCUGGAAGCAAAUCAUUUUUGAUUUUUCUUUUUUUGAUGCACACAACAUGAUUUCACUUUUAUUUGAUGUUGAUGUUGAACUGGUUUCAAAUGUUCUUUGAAACUAAGAUAGUUUUAUGAUUUUUUACAAAUAUAAUACACUUUAAUUCAACAUUUCACUCUUUUUCUUGUUGACAUGCACCACACUAAAAAUGUGAAUUUUCUUAUGUUUUGAAUAUAAGAAAA